UUCCAAAACCUUUCUUCUUCUAUCAGUCGAACACCUCAGCAUAUCAGUAGCAGUCGCAGCGGGAAGAGAAGCAGAAGCAGCCAUGGGUAUUGAUCUAGUUGCUGGAGGUAAGUCCAAAAAGACUAAACGCAUUGCCCCAAAAUCCGAUGAUGUUUAUCUCAAGCUUCUCGUCAAGCUGUACCGGUUUCUUGUGAGGACUGGGAGCAAGUUCAACGCGGUGAUACUGAAGAGGCUAUUCAUGAGCAAGAUUAAUAAAGCUCCUUUGUCUCUAUCACGCUUGGUUACUUACAUGGAUGGAAAGGAGGACAAGGUUGCUGUAGUUGUAGGAACUGUUACUGAUGAUGUUCGGGCUUAUGAAGUCCCUAAACUCAAGGUUACUGCAUUGAGAUUCACCCAAACAGCUAGAGCUAGGAUUGAGAAGGCCGGGGGAGAAUGUUUGACCUUUGACCAGCUCGCUCUCAGAGCCCCUCUUGGUCAGAACACGGUGUUGCUUAGGGGUCCAAAGAACUCGCGGGAAGCUGUUAAGCACUUUGGUAAAGCUCCUGGUGUCCCAGACAGCCACACAAAGCCUUAUGUUCGCGCAAAGGGAAGGAAGUUUGAGCGAGCAAGAGGGAAAAGAAAUAGCAGAGGUUACAAGGUUUGAGGAGGUGCAGAUGUUUGAAUGCUCAUUGAUAGAAUUUCUUUUAGAAGGUUUUCCCAACCUAUUUUUGCCAUUAUAGUUACUUGCUGUUGGAUUUUUUUUAUUUCACCCCUGUUUCACUAAAACUCCAGCAUCAUAUUGCUGAUUUUUGAGUGUGUUA
Messenger RNA from Lycium ferocissimum, 800 nucleotides. RefSeq names its product large ribosomal subunit protein eL18y. Lineage: Eukaryota; Viridiplantae; Streptophyta; Magnoliopsida; Solanales; Solanaceae. Gene Ontology annotation, biological process: translation. Gene Ontology annotation, cellular component: ribosome; cytosolic large ribosomal subunit. The record is from RefSeq and is a predicted model, not a curated record. Gene Ontology annotation, molecular function: structural constituent of ribosome; RNA binding.